AUGAGGAGCACACAGAGAGUCCAGUAGGAGGCCACUGCCCAUCACCGAGUGGGCAGCACGCUGAGAUGGUGCAGAAUCUCCAUCUUGCCGGAGAGCCCCAUGGCCACUAACUCUCCCACCCUAGUGCGCGUCCAUGUAGAGACAACACCACCACCCAUCCCCCCUUCCCCCCCAUCAAACCCUAACCCUGCUGCUCCCCUCCCUACUCCAGUUCUUCCUCCCUGCCAGUCGGCAGGGCCCGCCGGAGCUGUAGCGGCGCAGGCCCUUACGUGCACAUUGUGGCAAACUCCUGCCCCCCAGGGGGCGUGGGCCAUGAAGGGUCGGAAGAUCGCCACUGAGCCCCCACCACCGCGGAGGAUGGGGAGGGCUUCCAGCUCGAUCUGUACGCACCAGCAGUAUCGCACUCGCGGGAAUAAACAAGCUUCUCCUGCCUUCCUGGGGAGGCCGUGGCUGUGGGAUUCCUACGUGGCCCACGAGAGAGAGGGAGGUCCAGCUCCACUCCGGCGAGGCCUCCCCCUUUCGUCACGUGCCCUCGCACGCUCUACUCCUACGUACGCACGUGCAAACUUAGCCCUCUCCGCACUCACUGAAGGGUUGGGCCAACGACCAAUUCGGGCCGGCUCAUUAUCUCAAUAGGCCUCGUUGGUGUAGGGUAUGAGUGCCACCUAAGCACUAAGCCCAGUUGACCAUAAAAUAUAUGGAAUGCAUUUUUAUUUGAAAAUUUUGUAGCUUAAUGGGCCAGGAAUCACAGAAUUCUGCACGUGCACUGCUCGGCCUGGUUUCUAUUGGAUGAUUGGGCCGGGCUGUUGGGGUUUUUUGGGCCAACUCGGGUAGAUUGGACUCAAUAAGUUCGGAAAAAAAAUGAAGGGUUCAUCGUGGGCCGAGGGGCCCGCGAGUGACGUUUGUGGAGGGCAAGGAGGGGCACAUCCAGAGUGGGCCGAGCGGAUGCUGCAGGCCGACGGGAGGUUAGCUCACCCCGCCUCAGCUGGACUGGCGCUGUCGAAAUAGCCUCCCCCCUCUUUCUCUCUCUUCUCUCUCUCUCUCUCUCUCUCUCUGAGCAAUCGAAAAGAGAACGAAAGGGGGGGACGCAGCCGGCUUCUCGUCGUCAGCUUCAGAGCGGCAGCCGGUCGGGAGGAGCGUCGUCUUCUAGCUCGUGGUCUCUCUCCUUCUUGCUUUCUCGCGGGGGGAACGCCACCGGAUGCGAGGGAAACGAUUUCCGGAGGACGCAAGGCACGAAGCAGGUAAGCGCGAGCUCACUCCCUUCUCGCUCAGGAAACCCUAACAAUCCAAGUAUGCACUGGAUUCCAAUGCUUAUCACAUUGUGAGGAGUUGUGAUUCUCCCGCUCUUGUGAAGAGUUUUUCGUCCAUUGUCCUCAGAUGUUUACUGCGAUUUACCUGGAGGCGGAGUUACAUCGCCGUGUACUUUUUUCCAACAGGAAUCUGUUGUUUCUUUCCGAGGGAAGCGACAUAGGCGCGUGUUUUUUUAUGAGCCGCUGUUCGCCGUUGGGCCUACCAAUCAAUAUGCGUUAAUACACAACAUGUGCGCAUUCGUUCCUCCGGCAUUGUUUUUCCGCUUUUUUAUUUCAGAAGAAGAUAAGAUUCUGUAUCUGUUCUACUCUCUCUUAUCCGAAGGUUGUCCUUGAGAGUAUAGUUAAAUUCUGGAUUUUUUAUGUUUGAAAUUUGGUCGUGUAAUCUUCCCACACUUCCUGAUUUAUGAAUCUGUAUUUCGCAAGUAAUGCUGUGCCGUAUAAUGCACAUAUUUUUACCAAUGCAUUUCAAACCCUUUUAUCCUAUCCUAAGGGAUGCAUCUUGAUUCUAAUGUAAUUCGAGUCAAUUCAAUUCCCUCGAGCAUGAUUUCCCCGUUCUUGUAUGACCUCUAUUUAGAUCUAAGCUCUAUUUUUCAACUGUCUAUGCUAGAUGUCAGUCAUUGCUCAUAUUCAUUUAAAUAGUUACGGUCUUUUGGUAUACGCAUAGGAUUUUUUAAUCACUACUUCGUGUCAGAUGCAGAGAAAUCAUUCCAUUGCCGGAUGUCCGUGCUGUUCUGCCAAAUGUGUUGAGUAGAGGCGACCGAUAACACAUUGGAAUGGCAGAUUGUACUGCCCUGCCACCAUGCAUUCACCCCUGGGUGCGGAGAGGUCAGGUCAGGGCAAAUGUUUCUGUAGCUGGAAACUUUUGUUCGGGGAUGAUGACAAGGUGAAUGCUUCCGCACGCUCUGUCCGGAUAUUACUUUGACUUGGAUUCCUUGUCACGUCUAACUGUGUAUUUGAGGAUCCAAUUUUUUCAAUCUUCACAGUAUCAGUUAUGAUCACGUCUUGGUUUACCUAAUUUUCUAGCGUUUGAGUUAUCUGUGUAUUUAUGCUCGGAAAUGAUUAAAGAGUCGAGGUCAUCUAAUAUAUAAAUGAUUUAACUUAAUUUAAAUUUCAAAACUGAAUGGAUGGAAUGAUUUAGAUCAUAUCAAGGACUUUAUAUGUUCGAGUUGAAAUUUCCACGAAUUCAUUUGUUUUCCAUCGCCUAUGUAAGGCCAAUCACCCAUGAGAUUUAUUAAUGUGAACUUAAGAGGAAGGACUUCGCAUUCAGCAGCCAAGUUUGAUGGUCCAUCUGAUUUAUGAUAUAGUAUGUGCAUUUUCGUGGUUUUAUUGUUGAUUACGAUUUUAUUUGGUUUUGUAGAAAGUCUAUGCUUGGGGAGAAUAAGAACAUUGGCCCGUUGCCUCUACGAAAUUUUUUUCUACCUUUGCGAACGUCUUUAAAAGGAGGCUGGCAUGAUGAGGGGAGUAACUUGAGAUGUCAUUGCUUCGGGGCAUUGGCCAAUCCUGAGAGUUUAACUCCUUCAAAAUGGGUUCCUGUUAUUGAUCAAGUUCUUUUGACAGUCAGCAUUGUUCUGGCAUACAUGGGUGGAGUAGUCCCUCAUAAGAAGACACUGUUCAACUCUAGGAAAGACACAGUAGAGCAGGAGAUUGGUGCUGAAGAUUCUACAUCUUCUGGUAGGUAAGGGUAAGGUCCAUUGUAAGGUGUCCUCAUUUUUAAACUCCAUCUCGGACAUCUAAGUAUUUUAUUUUAUCAUUUCAUCAGUGACCUGUAGAUCUUUAAUUUUCUCUUUGGUAACACGAAUACGCUUUUGUGCUUUUUACAUUGACAGGGGAGCAGAGAGAACUUUACCGUUAAGGGGUGGUGGUUCUUGGAGUACAGUGGGAAGCAAGCUUAUUGAUGGGCUGAAGGCAACCGAAAACGAUGAUUAUUUGGAUCGGAGUGUCAACGAUCGUGAUAUAACAAAUGGUUCUCUAAGCUUGUUUGCUGUUGCUGAAAGUCCCAGGUUACGGUUGCUUUGGAUUACACUUCAAAGACUUCACAAUGAGGCAGGCAUUGUCUCAACUGCCUACUUUCUUUCCAGUAUAUUGUGUUGCAUAUUUUUGAUGGUCUAUUUUUAAUGAAAAUAAAUGAAGAGAUAAAAUUGGAGAGAAAAUAGUCGGAUUAGAAAUGGAAUGUAUGGAUGUGAAUCCUCUGCUUGUUGACAAUGUUUAUACGGUUGGCAUUAUUUCAAGACCGUGAAGGAUUUUGUUCACGAAGACUAAAGUUAAAUGCGGCAGAACUGUUGGAACUAUGUGGAACUUUCUUGUUGAUUAUAAUCCCAAGAAUUUUGUAAUAGCAUUUGUGCCUGUCUGCGAGUGCAAUUUCUUGAAUCUAUUUCAUUACUUCUUUUGGUUGGUUUUAAUCUUGUUAUGCAUUUUUUCGCAUUUUUAGUCGAUAAAAUGCUCAAGGAAUUAUGCUUAGGGUUUCUAGUAGGUCUCAUAGUUUUAUACCAAGUCUUUAAAUGUUCUUUUCAGGUGAUAAAUACCUCACAGUCUUAUGAAGGCAUCAGCAGGGAUGGGUGGUCGGCUGUAUCUUAUCAAAUUUUACAGCAGAUUAUCCAACCAAUAUGCAUCGAGUGGUUUGAGGGAGAAUUGUCUCUCAAAAAUUGCAAAACGGACAUGGUGAUGCACCCCCUCCCUCCCCAAAAAAAAAAAAAGAAAAAAAAAGGAAAAAGAAAAAAAAAGUGAUUUCCAGUCUACUGUUAUAUCUCUUCUAAUAGCAUUUUGUUUAUCCACAGGGGCUCCUCACCGAAACAUUCAAGAAGCUGUGGGAGGAUAAUUCAGUGCUAGACAGCUUUAAGGGACUAGGAAAGUCAGAGCUCUAUGCAGAUCUGCUAUAUUUCCUUCGAUUUGGUUCUCUACGGUAAUGUUUACUAUGCUUUCACUCUUCGAUUCGUACCAAAAUGUUUGGUCAUAUCUUAGCAAUUAGUUGCCAUACUCACAGGCUCUUGUUUUGGAACCUGCUAUGAUUGCUCAUAAUUCAGUGUGAGAAUAAAAUUGUACGGUUCCAUAUAAUCAACAGUCUAAAACCAAAUCCAAGCAUUUAUCCGAUCUUUGAUUACAUGAUUUGGGCGCGCGUCCGAAUGUGCUGGAUGAAUAUAUCUCGAUUCGAUACUCAUAUUUGUCUGACUUUCUGUUUGGACCCAGUGAUGGGCAUAUCUUCGGGAACAAUUUCCUGGUCGAACAUGGAGUUGACAUCCUGGAGGACCUGGUGGUCAGCUUGGCUGAUGGCAUCUCUAGCAUGUAUCUGGAGCUUAUUUCUAUCGACAGCAAUGUGGCUGAUGAGAUGAACUCCUUGGAUCUAAAUCUCUGCCGUUUAUCCACGAGAGAGCUUCAGCGGAUACGAAAUGAGGUGACUUGCUUCUCUCUCUCUCUCUCUCUCUCUCUCUCUAAGAGACGUUAUGAUCCUUUGUUUUUAAAUAAAUAUUCAUCAUUAGUUCUUCGAAGGGGUUCCAUUCAGUUGACCUAAGUCGCUGCGGGUUGUUCUUAGGUGGCGCUGAGACAGUGGGUGCUGCGGAACUUCCAGUCGGUCGCCUUGAUGUACGAGGACCGUUUUGACCUGUGCGUCCUUCGGACAAAAUAUCACGAGAGGCCCGUGAAGAGGGACGUCCAGGAAAAUCAUUGGUGGCAGAAAUUCGCCUACGGAAAGGCAGAGUCAACGCUCCUCUGCUACGUGUGGAUCGACCGAGCACCCAUGCGAGUAAAACGGACAAAGGAACUACGGGCGUUGACCGGGUGGUAUGUUCUACUCUCUUUGGCAACCAUUUUCCCAGAAGAAAAAAGAAAAUCUAAACAAUCGUGCUGGCAAAUAUCGUGUAGACGAGUUGACUUCACCCAAUGUUGGCCAUUUCUGACUUGUGAUUGUCCGUGAGUCUAAAACGGUUUGACCUUAGACGAAUGGGUCGAAUCAGUUCCAAGUGGGAUGGCCCGCUGACCUUAUUGGUAUAUGCAUCAUGGCGGUUAAGCUUGACCCAAUAAAUCUUUUAUCUAUUUAUUUAAUUAUUCGCAGGAGGUACUACUUCAGCUUGUUUCUCGAGCUGUCCGACGUGGCGAUGCCCCUGUUCAGAGUCGUCUUCACCAAAGGCCGCGAAGUCGUCUCCUUCUUGCUGACUUGCUUGGUUGGGAGGUCUCUGGGCCUCAUCUACGCGGGGAUACGGCAGUCCCUGGGUUUCCGGUGA
This is a messenger RNA of Spirodela intermedia, 5524 nucleotides long. NCBI's taxonomy places the organism in Eukaryota, Viridiplantae, Streptophyta, Magnoliopsida, Alismatales, Araceae. The record is from the annotation of a GenBank genome assembly.